Drosophila grimshawi is the source of this 435-nucleotide messenger RNA. RefSeq lists its product as uncharacterized. Bases 126 to 383 code for a protein of 85 amino acids. The transcript has 2 exons. NCBI's taxonomy places the organism in Eukaryota, Metazoa, Arthropoda, Insecta, Diptera, Drosophilidae. The record is from RefSeq and is a predicted model, not a curated record.
AGAUAAAGAAAAGUGAAAAAUACAAAAUAAUAUUGUUAAAUUUGCGAAAAAUUCAUCAAAGCAACUCGCAGGAAAAGUGCGAAAACAGCCGGCGUGGAAAAUUGACAGUCGUGGCUGUAGCCACAAUGGCACUGCUGCUGGUCCAUCUGCGUCGCCUCAUUCUCCUGCUGAGCGUUGUCUAUCUGAGUGGAGCUGCGAUUCGCCGGCUGCUCACCGAACGACAUCACGCCUAUGUCCUGCAGCCGAGCCGCAGUAGAUGGACGAAGGAUCCGCUGCACUUUCAAUGGUGGGCCUACAUCUACACCUGCUACGCGUAUGUGCUGCUGGUCAACUAUGUCAGCAUGCGGCGUUUGACCAACUUAAUCGAGUUCUUCUUAACUUAAGUUCCAUUUAUUUCUUUCAUUUGUAUUAUAGUUAAUAAAUCGUUUAAGGCAA